UCGAGAGGACCAAUUUACCCUCGGCAAAACCCACCGUCACUGCUACCCAACUCCGUUCCAUGGCCUCCGCCUCCGCCUCCGCCCUCGCUUUCGCCUCCGCCGCCUAGCCUCCCUAGGGUUUCGGGUUCCGAGAUCCGUGCCGCCGCAAUGCCCGCCUCGCCGGAGCAAGCCGUGCGCGAGGUCGGCAAGCGCCUCGCGCAGCCACGCCUCGGCAAGGACGCCCUCGUCAAGCUUCUAAAGCAAGCUGAAAGUGCUUUAUCAGAGUUGAGUCAGUCCUCCUCUCUGCAGGAGGCUCUACAUCCUCUGAGUAAAUCUCUGGUCCAGACCACAUUACUUACCCAUAGGGACAAGGAUGUCAAACUUCUUGUUGCAGUUUGCUUUAUUGAAGUUAUGCGUGUCCUUGCACCUGAUCCACCUUUUAGUGAUGAAAUAUUUAAGGAAAUAUUUAGGCUCUUUAUCAGUGUAUUUGCAGACCUUGCUGAAACUAGCAGUCCAUACCUUCCAAGAAGGAUUUUGAUAUUGGAAAAUGUUGCUGCACUCAGAUGUUCUGUAAUUAUGCUCGACGUUGGCUGUCAGGACUUGGUUCUUGACAUGGUCAGGAUUUUCUUCUCAGCAGUAAAGCAAGGUCUUCAGCAGAGUGUAUGCCAGGCUAUGCUAUCUAUAAUGACCCAGAUAUUAAAUGAAAAAGUUACUCAACCUCUCCUGGAUGUGAUUUUACGCAAUUUAGUAAAAGAGGACAAGGGAGCAUCCCACAAGCUGGCCGUUGACAUCAUCCAAAACUGUGCUGAGAAAUUAGAGCCCGUUCUUCGUACUUUCUUGUCUUCGUGCAUUUUCAACAAGGAUGUGCCAGCUAAUGAAACCAGGAAACAACAUCAUAAGAUUAUCCUGGAAAUGUUCCAGUGUGCACCCCAGAUGCUUUUUGCUGUUAUUCCACACUUAACUCAUGAGCUCUUGAGCGACCGUGUUGAUAUCCGGCUGGAGGCAGUUCACCUGAUUGGGAGGCUUCUUGUAUUAUCUAAUCUCCGGUUUGCUCAAGAAAACCAAUUAAUUUUUAAGGAAUUCUUGAAGAGAUUCUCUGACAAAUCUGCAGAAGUAAGAAUUGCUGCAAUUGAUGCAGCAAAAGUCUGUUACAUGGCUAUAUCAUCUGGAAAUGAAGCAGAAGAUAUUCUUACAUCACUUGCAGGCAGGCUAUUGGAUUUUGAUGACAAAGUGAGGAUCCGAGCUGUUGCUGCAGUCUGCGAUAUGGCCAAAUCAAAUCUAAACUCAUUUCCUGCUAAGGUAAUAUUGCAAGCAGCAGGGAGGCUACGUGAUAAAAAGGUAUCUGUCAGAAAGCAUGUAAUGCUUAAGUUGCUAGACCUAUACCGAGAUUACUGUAAGAAAUGCUCAAAAGGGAUUGCCACAGUUAAUUUUCACUAUGAACAAAUCCCAGCUCAACUUUUAACACUUUGUUUUGAUAAAGAUAGUGAAAUAUUCAGGCCACAGAACAUGGAGCUUAUACUUGCUGAAGAACUCUUCCCUUCAUCACUUUCUCCAAAAGAAAGAGCAAUCCACUGGGUUGAGUUCUUCUCUUAUUUCAAACCACAGCAUAUUAAGGCUUUGCACAUCAUCUUUUCUCUGAAAAGAAGGUUGCAACUGGAGAUGCAGGCAUAUUUAUCACUUCGAGCAAAGAAGGAAGAGCCUUCAGAUGAAAUACAGAAGAAAUUUUGUGCAUCAUUCAGAAAUAUGUCUGUUGCCUUUGCAGAUGCCUCUAAUGUUGAAGAGUGCUUAAAAAAUUUGCACCAGCUGAAAGACAAUAACAUAUUUAAGGAUUUGACUGAAUUAAGUUAUGAGGGCAGCAGUUUUGCAACAGUCCAGUCGAUAAGAGAUUUAUUUCUUAAGAGAAUUGGUAACAAACACCCACUUUACAAUUUCUGCAAAGUUCUGUCUGUAAAAUGCUCACAUUCAAUAUUUAAUUGGGAGAUGAUCUAUGCCAUUCUGGAGGUUCUUUUCUCCCACAGAAAUGAAUUAACCAAUCAUGUGGAGGCUGCAUGUGAUCUUUUACUGCUAGUUUCAAAGGUGUUUCCAUCAUUAUUCCAAGGCUCAGAGGAAUACUUGAUAAAGCUGUUCUCAGAAGAGUCGGUCUUGAUAAAUGAAAAGACACUGGAAAUGUUGGCACACUUGGCAAAAUCAGGAUGCCAUUUAUCUAUUGAUUUCAGUGAUGAUGUCUACCCAUUACUGGAGCAAAAGUGUAUAGAAGGAACACGUGCUGAAUCGAAGUAUGCUGUCGCAGCAAUUGAUUCACUAAUCCAGUCCCCAAAUGACGAAAAAUUUGCCAGAUUAUGUGAGAAAGUUGUUGCUGCUCUAGAUGAUAAUUACAAUGUACCAACACUAUUACAGUCUUUGGGCUUGAUAUUGGAGCAUUCCCCUUCUAUGUAUAAGUUAUACGACAAGAAAAUUAUGAAUUUUGUCCAGGAUAUUUUAUGUUCAACUGAGUUCAUUUCAACACUUGGACAGUUGUCACCUGACGACAAUUCUGCAUGCAGUUUCUCCUGCAAACUGAAGAUUUAUUGUCUUAAAACUCUUGUCAAAAGUUGUUUACCAAGAAGCACAGUCCGUGAUAGAAUUGAGCAUUUUCUGAAGAUUCUGUUAGAUAUAAUUCUUGAAAAGUUCAAGGCCAUUACUCUAUGUGAAAAUGAUAGGCCAUAUCUGAAACUGGCUGCUGGGAAAUCUGUACUACAACUGGCUGCAUUAUGGGAUUCACAAAUUUCACCAAAAUUAUUUCGCAGUGUAGUUCUCAUGGCAAGGGAUUCUUCAUAUACUGUUCGCAAGUCAUUCAUCUGCAAACUCCAUGACCUUAUAAUGGAACAUGCAAUUCCUAUUAAAUAUGCAUGUGCUUUUGCGCUGGCAUCAACAGAUUGCUCCAGAGAUGUUCGUACUGAAUCGACAAGGUACUUAACUGAAGUGCUAAAGGAGCAAAGAAGAUUAUUUGUUCAUCAUAACACAAAAAGGAAAGAGUCACUUGUAGACCAUCCAGCGUAUGCCGUGGUUUUCUUGACCCAUACCCUAGCAUAUGAUAAGGAAUUUCCCAUGAAGUUAUGUGAAAACAAGAUCUCUGCGGAAUUUUGGAGCCCACUUGUUAUGAUGUUGAGAACACUCAUUGAAAUGGAUGAUGAGCAUGGUCACAAUACCAGUUCUGUUCCCAUUCUUAUGGGGAUCUUCCGUGCUAUUCAAAUGGCUGGGGAUUUAGCUGAGGCUGAGGAUCUGGCUGAGUGUGGGAUCACUCAUAAACUGCAUAUUCUCUCAAGAAUAGGGUUGCUUAUUGUCAAAGAACUUGAUAAGCACUGCAAGAUGUCAGAUUCUCCACGUCACUUUCCCUUGCCCUCAUCUUAUUUCAGAGUGUCUGGUAGCGCAAGAAAAACAGAUGAAUGCUGUCAAGGAGAUCUCAUUAGUGACAGUUUUGUAAAGAGAAUCCUUGGGGCUCAUGGACCAGUACACCCGGAUGAUACAAAAUGUUCUGAUAAUGCUGAGAGGGUAUCAACAGAAGUUGCUCCUGACAAGGAAGCUCGUUCCUCAUUAAGCAACAUCGUGGGACAAAAUGCAAGUUGUCAUGAUAAAGGCAAAAGGAACAAAAAACAGGAUCAGACUACUAAUCAUAGUUUGGAAAAAGAGAAGGUGUCAUCUUGUGGUUCUGCUGGCACGAAGUUGUCAUCUCCAGCCUCUUUGGGUUUAGCUAAGGAAGCUGAUUCUAUAGACAGCAUCUCUCUCUUAGAAAACCAGAAUCGUCCAGAGAGUAGAAGCUCCACUGGGGAAACUAGAGCUUCGGAGACAGAUCAUAACUAUUCUAAUCGCCGAGAAACUGUGAUGAAAGAUACAGGCACGGUGCUUGUUGGGUGUCGCAUUAGAUUGUGGUCAGCACGUGAUAUGUGUUAUAUCUGUGGAACUGUUGAGACAUAUGAUCAGUCAAAUGGCUUUCACAAGAUUAUCUAUGAAAACGGCGAUAAGGAGUUAGUGCGCUUGGAAUGUCAGAAGUGGGAAUUCAUUAGUGACACAAUUUCAACAGUAAAGGACAUUCCCAACUCCCAUCCCAGAUGCUGUUCUUUCAAGAGAGUUCGUGGGAAGGGUUCAGCUGAUUCUCAAAACAAAAGGCAAGAGAUGUUGCUUCCUGGCUCUUCUAUUGUCUGUGAUCCUGAUGAAGAUGGUGAUAUUGACGACAAUUUUGUGAAGCAGCCUUUUUCAAAUAACAGAACAGGAGUCGCUGGCCUCAAGAAAAACAGCAAGAGAGCGUUGGAUUCGAGUAAUGCACAGACCAGCUCUGGAUUAACUGCUUUUAACCCGGUAGAUAACGUUCGGUGUACUAGAUCAAGGAAGGUGCAACUGUAAGUCUAAACAUAGCUGAUUUGUGUAGAAUAUUUAUUCUCAGGUCGGGAAUACCUGUUGUGCAUCAGAUAAUGAGUAUUGUGGCGUUUACAAAAAAUCUUGUUUGCAUCACCAUAUCACCUUGUAAAUACAAAAUAGAUAGUCAGAUGAGCAUAUAUAUCAUUUGUUGAUCUUUAGGCGAUUUGCCAUUGACAAAGGCAACACUGGUUUGUUACUUCGUUUUGUUCUGGAUCGGCCACUGGAAAAAGUGGCACAGCCGUUCAGCAUAGUCAGUAAAAGUCAGAGCACGUGUUUUAACUUUGAA
Oryza sativa Japonica Group (Japanese rice) is the source of this 4660-nucleotide messenger RNA. Its product is annotated as sister chromatid cohesion protein PDS5 homolog B. The record is from RefSeq and is a predicted model, not a curated record. Lineage: Eukaryota; Viridiplantae; Streptophyta; Magnoliopsida; Poales; Poaceae. Gene Ontology annotation, cellular component: nucleus; chromatin. Gene Ontology annotation, biological process: mitotic sister chromatid cohesion; DNA repair.